This is a messenger RNA of Cuscuta epithymum, 1572 nucleotides long. NCBI's taxonomy places the organism in Eukaryota, Viridiplantae, Streptophyta, Magnoliopsida, Solanales, Convolvulaceae. The record is from the annotation of a GenBank genome assembly.
AGCAUUUCCUCACAAAAAAUGUCAUCUUUCUCAUUUAUAGAGGACCGAGUCCAUCAAUCUCUCAGUGCUUGACUCUUGGACAGCCCAAACUGCACACUACCAGAGGGAAAGCAAAAAAAGCUAGACAGAAUAAUACUCCGUAUCCGAUAUGAAAAUGGAGGAAAGGACCACUCUCGAUCACCCUACGACCCUUUUCCGGUUUCUCGUUUCUCCACAAUGACCGAUCUCCAACCACUCCUGCUUCCAGAAACAUGGCAACCCAUCCGCCAUUAACGUCGUUAGAUUCCCUCUACUGCGAAGAGAGAUGGGAUGAAAGCUCAGAGCUUCGUGAAAUUACCAGAAACACCCCUCCCCUUCUCCUCCCUACGGUCUUUUCUCUGGCUCAGGACAUGAUGGUAUGGGAAGAAGACGACGAACUUCUCAGCCUUUUCUCCAGAGAAACAGAGACCCACUUAACCUCUGACCCUUCUCUGUCUCUUCCUCGUACGGCGGCUGUCCGGUGGAUUCUCAGAGUCAAUGCCCAUUACGGAUUCUCAGCGUUGACUCCAAUCCUGGCCGUUAACUACCUUGACCGGUUCCUCUCCGGUCUGACUUAUCAAGAAGACAAGCCAUGGAUGAUCCAGCUAUCAUCGGUCGCCUGUCUCUCCUUAGCUGCAAAAGUAGAAGAAAUUCAUGUUCCUCUACUUCUUGACCUUCAAGUGGAAGAUGCAGAGUAUGUGUUUGACUCAAAAACUCUACAAAAGAUGGAGCUUUUGGUUCUGACGACGUUAAAUUGGAGAAUGAAUCUGGUGACGCCGUUAUCUUUUCUUGAUCACAUCAUAAAAAGGCUGGGGUUGGAUCAUAAUCAUCAUCUCCGCACAAGAUGCGAGAGAUUGAUUCUGUCUUUCUUGCCUGAUUCGAGAUUCGUACGUUAUCUGCCGUCAGUGGUGGCCAUUGCAAGUAUGCUUCACGUUAUACAUGAAGUGGAGGCCAGCGAUGCGGUUGACUACCAAAACCAACUCUUUUCUGUUCUUCAGACGAGUAAGGAAAAAGUGAACUCUUGCUACGAGGUGAUGAGAGAGGUGUCAAAGAGUAGCCGCAGCGAGUGUCAUCAUCCAAGCAGUCCCAGUGGGGUUAUCGAUGCUGCGGCGGCUUUGUGUUGCACAGAAAGCUUCUCCGACUGGUGGGACACGGCGUCGCCGCCGCCAACGCCUCCCUUCAAGAAAAUGAGAUUUCAAUGCUAAACAACCGACGUCAACGCUAGCUGAUGUUAUGUGAGGCCACGCGCCGCCGCCCGUCGGCGCGUGGAUUUGCCAAUUUUCUCUCCCUAAACAGUUCAGUUUAAUUUUGUACUCCGUGAUAAUUUGGGAGUACGUAUUUAAUUGUAUGGAUUAUGACUUUGAUCGAUUGAGCAAUUAAUGCAUGCAUGAAAGGGUGAAUCCAGACUUGGUUUAAUUUAGUUCGUCAACCAUUAAUGGCCGUUUAAAUCCGGUUUCUAUGUGUCACGAUUAACGAAUUGAACAAUUUAACGCCAAGUUGGUUUCAACCUUUCAUGCAUCUCUUUUUUGUUUGGUGACAACAAGAUUCAAAGAC